Lottia gigantea (owl limpet) is the source of this 186-nucleotide messenger RNA. RefSeq lists its product as hypothetical. The record is from RefSeq and is a predicted model, not a curated record. The transcript has a single exon. The annotation marks the transcript as partial. NCBI's taxonomy places the organism in Eukaryota, Metazoa, Mollusca, Gastropoda, Lottiidae.
UUAUUUACAGCAUUAUGGGUUUAUGUCAGCAUAGCAAACGAUUUCUUUACAGCAUUAAGUGUAUGUUUCAGCAUAGCAAACGAUUUAUUUACAGCAUUAAGUGUAUGUUUCAGCAUAGCAAACGAUUUAUUUACAACAUUAUUGGUAUGUUUCAGCAUAGCAAACGAUUUAUUCAAAGCAUUAUCG